Molecule: messenger RNA, 378 nt
Organism: Pseudonaja textilis
Lineage: Eukaryota; Metazoa; Chordata; Lepidosauria; Squamata; Elapidae
Source: RefSeq, a predicted model, not a curated record
CCGGGGCCCUUCUCCUGAACCCAGUGCCGGGCAAGUGGCCCUCCGUCUCGGCCCUGGACAUGUCUCCCCCAUCCUCCCCCGGGGAUGGCCUGGCCCCUCUUCCCGCCACGGGGUGCGGCUUCAUCAAGGGCCACCGGCGUUCGGCCUCCUGCGGCUCCGUCUACCCCCAGGCCCCCAACAAGGGGGGCGCCUCCCCCUCGGACUGCUGCAUCAUCCGGGUCAGCAUGGCGCUGCAGAACGGCACCCUCUACAAGAGUAUCCUGGUGAGCGGGGCGGGGGAGGAGUAGGGCUUGGGGGUUUUCACACUUAACGACGGUAAUUACAGCCUCCCCGUGGUCACCUGGUCAAAGUUCAGAUAUUUGGCAAGUGACUCAUCGU